AUGGCAGAUAUUCUCCUCGCAUUCAAAGCUGGGCGCGCCUUCCGCCAGGGCAACUCCAACACUGUUGAUCCAAGCCCCACGAAAGGCGCCAUCGUGCUCACUGUCGACGAUGGGCUUCUGCAUUUUGCCUGGAAGAAUCGCACAACUGAUACAACAGAAGAGGACCUGAUUCUCUUCCCCGGAGAUGCCUCUUUCGUCAAAAUACCAUCGGCGUCGGGACGCGUUUAUGUCCUCAAGUUCGCUUCGUCAGACCAACGUCACUUUUUCUGGCUUCAGGAAGAAUCCACUGCUCGAGACGAGGAGUUCAUCGCCAAUGUCCAGAAAUUGUUGGACGAUCCCGAGGCCCAGCUCACCUGGGGUGCUAGUGCAGGCCCUUCCCAACCCCAAGCAUCUACGUCUACUGCUGCUUCGUCGUCCGCGGCGACCGCACCUCUAAUUCCUCCAGAACAACUAGCACAGCUCCAGGCAUUGCUGGCGGGUGGUCGUAGCGCCCCUGCUGCCCCAGGCAUAGUACUCGUUGACGGAUAUCUUGACCCCCGCCAACCUCAACCCGUUGUUCACGUCCCAUCCAGAGCUGAUACCCACCCUCUUCCCCCACCUCCCGCCCGAUCUUCCAGUUCCGCCUUCACAAGACGCCUUGCAGCGUAUCAUCAAGUAUGUUUCUCUGUCGGUUAUGCGGCAAGUGCUGACCUUUCCUCCAGCUCUCCCCAGUUCCGCGCUGCUGUGUCCAACUUUGACCAGGCACUCCGCACUGGGCUCUUGGGUGGACUGGUCAGAACGCUGGGACUUCCGGAGGAAGCAGGACUGGGAAUCGAGCCAUUCUUGAGGGCUAUACAAGAGCAGGCAGACAAGCCAACUGAUGACCGCAUGGAUACAGAUUGA
Molecule: messenger RNA, 882 nt
Organism: Mycena indigotica
Lineage: Eukaryota; Fungi; Basidiomycota; Agaricomycetes; Agaricales; Mycenaceae
Product: Adhesion regulating molecule
Exons: 6
Coding region: 1-882 (293 amino acids)
Biological process (GO): ubiquitin-dependent protein catabolic process
Cellular component (GO): nucleus; cytoplasm; proteasome regulatory particle, lid subcomplex
Molecular function (GO): endopeptidase activator activity; proteasome binding; ubiquitin binding
Source: RefSeq, a predicted model, not a curated record